CACAGAGCGCACGCCGCCGCGCGGACAACGACGACGGCUGAGCGUGCGAGCGAAAGUUCCCCGCCGCGCCGUUUUCAGUGUUGACGGAGCGUCCGACGCACCACCAUCACCGACCACGACGACGGCUGCGGCGCGCGGUGACGGGCCUGAUCUCUGCCAGCGGUAGGUAUAGCGUGUGCACACGGUCGUGACCACAGUGACCACCAUGACCAGUCAGGGCGUCGUGGAACGUGCCAGUGCCGAACUGUCGAAACGCAUCAACGGGCUGACGCUGCGGGCGGCCAACAAACCGUCGCCGUCCACUUCCGGCGGUGGCAGCGGGACCGCGGCCGGCGCGACCGGUUCGCCGUCCCGGGCCCCGCGAACCGGUACCAGCGUCAUGGAACGGGUGACCAACGUCCUGUGCGGAGGCGGCACCGGCGGCGGUGGCGGCGGAGGGUUCAUCUCCGGCGGAUCCGGUUCCGGCGGCAUCCAGUACCCGCGGUUCCGCGGCCGGACGCCCGUCCGCAACCGCGUGGCCGCGUACCGGAUCAAGCGGCCGGUCACGUGGCCCGAGCUGAUGCGCGACGAACAGUUCCUCAACGGUUUCUUCACGUACUUCUCGCCCGGGGAGCGCGUGCCGCUGUCCCGCGUGUGCGUCCGGUGGCGCGACGUGCUGUACAGGUCGCCAAAGUUCUGGUACAACGUGCGGCCGGUGAUCCGCUGCAAACAGCUCAGGUCGUACAACUACGCGGACAAGGCGGCCGUGUUCAAGUCGUUCGUGGCCAGGGAGAUGACGGCCAUCACCAUUUACGGGGCCCAGGACCAAGACACGGUCGAGUUCGUCAACACGUACCCGUUUCCCAACAAAAACAUAUUGGCGCUGUGCUUACAGUCGUCCAGCGUCACCGACAGGGGAUUGGAAUCGUUCCUGGACCAUUUGCAGGGUGUUUGGCAACUGGAACUAGUCGGGUGCAACGAGAUCACGGAGGCCGGCCUGUGGGCAUGCCUGACGCCGAGAAUCGUGUCGCUGACCCUGAGCGAUUGCAUAAACGUGGCCGACGACGCUGUCGGCGCCGUAGCUCAGAUGCUGCCAGCCCUCAACGAGUUCACGCUACAAGCAUACCACGUCACCGACGCUGCCUUGGGAUUCUUCUCGUCCAGGCAGUCCAACAGCCUGUCCGCGCUAAGGCUUCAUUCGUGCUGGGAGCUCACCAACCACGGCAUUGUAAAUAUUGUUCACUCACUUCCCAAUCUUACUGUACUGAGUCUAUCAGGUUGCAGUAAAAUCACUGACGACGGGAUCGAACUGAUUGCCGAAAAUCUGCCAAAAUUACAAAUCUUAGACUUAUCUUGGUGUCCUCGAGUUACCGAUGCAGCUCUCGAAUACAUUGCUUGUGAUCUAGUUGGAUUAGAACAGUUGGUCUUGGACAGGUGCAUACACAUUACUGACAUUGGGAUAGGGUAUAUAUCAACAAUGAUAUGUUUACAAGCGUUAUUUUUACGUUGGUGUUCACAACUACGAAAUUUUAGCAUACAACACUUAUGUGGCAUGCGUCAUCUAAGGAUACUCUCACUUGCUGGUUGUCAUUUGUUAACAUCCAGUGGUUUGUCCAGUUUAAUUCAAAUGCGAAAUUUAGAAGAACUAGAACUGACAAAUUGUGCUGGUGCAUCUCCAGAACUAUUGGAAUAUUUGCAUGAGCAUUUACCAUCAUGUUUAAUCGUCAGAUAAAUAUUCAUAAAACGUAAAUACGACAAUAAUGGAGAGUUGUUAAUUAUUUUUUAUUCCUUUUUUGAUUGUUUAUUUAUUUAUUUUUUACUUUUUUAAACAUCCUUGAGUUUUAAUUUCCAGUAGAUGUUUUGAGUCUGUUAUACUUAUAAUGUCCGCACACAUAUCAUAUAUCCCACAGUUCAUUUAUUAUUUGAUUUAUUUUUAAGAUUGCUGUUUUAAGCAUAAUUUGUUGUUAUUUCAACUUUUGGAAUAAAUUGAAUUAGGGUUCAAAUUACAAUAUUUCUGUACACACAUACAAUAAAUGACAGUCAUUCUUACCUACAAGGCUAAAACACUAUUGUGAUUAAGUGUUCAAAUAUGUAUUAAUAGCCUUUUCAAAGCUUAAAUAAUUAUUUAUAAGUAGAUAUUAUGUACGAAAUGUGCAAUAAUUAAUAAAUAUAAUAUUUAAUCUAACGGAUUCUAGUAAACCAUUAACUUUAAAUCUGUCUCAAAGUAUAAAUAAAUUGGCUGAUCAUAGAAAAAAAAUAACAAAGUUAUGAUAUUAUUAUCUUAAGACAAUAUCAUAAAGCAUUUACGAGUUUGUAGUUGAUAAAAAAAAAUAGUUUAUAAAUAUGAACCGAGUAUAGAUAAAGAAAUAUUAGCCUUCAAACUACUACGAUACAUUUUGUCUAGGUUUUAAUGAUUUGGCUCUAAUAUUUAAGAUGUAGGUUCGUGUGAUAAUUAUUUAAAUUAUGAAAUAUGAACAUAAUUCAUAUUCUAUAAUAAAAAUUAAUAAACUUACCAACCUAAUAACCAUUUAUAGGCUACUAAAAUAACUAAUAUAAUAUAAUAUAACUUAUAUAUAUUUAUGUAUAAUUAUAAAUUACAUUAUAAACGUGCAAUUAGAAUUAAAAAUUUACCAAAGUUGUAUAAUAUGUUACCUCUAAGUUUUAAUAAUGAUGAAUUUUAGAAAAACUACAUUUAUUACAUAAUGUUUGAAAACAAAAAUAUGUUUUUAACAGACUCGAUACAUGUAAAAUAUCUAUUAUUUCUUCGUUUAUUUAUUUGUAAUGUUUAAGAAAUAAACAAUAGGUAUAUAUUUAUAGAAUAUUCAACGUUAAAAUACUAUGAGAUAAAAAAAAGUAUAACAAAUAAUAAUAAAGUUCCUGUUGGUCGAGUGUUGGAUUCAAUAUGAAUAAUCGUAGAGAAAAAUAAAGAUGUCUUUAUUCGUUAUCAUAAAUUUUAAAGUGUCGGUCAUGUAUACAAACAAGUUAGGCUUAGUUUUGAUUAUUUGCGUUUUGAAUUUUACACGUGUUAUGUAUAAUGUAUAUGACUAAAUUUAUUUAAAGCUAUUCGUUUUGGUUAAUUACUUACACAAUGAUUUAUAUACUUUAAAUGUGUAUUUUAAAAAGAUAAAAAUAAAGACUAUUUUUCUUUAUGAAAUAUAUAUUUUUAGAUAUAUCUAAACUGUUCUAACCACCUUCGAAGAUCAGUUAUGUACAUAAUGAAAGACUGAUGAUGCCUUUUUAAUAGGUGACCUAGUAUUAAAAAUAUAUUAAAUAAUUGUCAUGACAAUGCAAAAAAAAAUGUAAUCUGUGUGCGACAUAUAAAAUGUUAUAUUUUGAAAAUUUUCUCUAAAUUUAGUUUUUAGAAAGAUUUUUUUGUGAUUAGUUUAUUAUAUAGUGUUGUGAAUAUAAUUUAUAAUGAUACCGAAAUAGUAUAAAAAAAAUACAAAUAUAAUUAUACCUGUUUAAGUAAUUUAGAGAAACUGUUGGUUGUACAUUUAAUAAAAAUAAAAGACUUGAAAAAUUGU
Molecule: messenger RNA, 3503 nt
Organism: Aphis gossypii (cotton aphid)
Lineage: Eukaryota; Metazoa; Arthropoda; Insecta; Hemiptera; Aphididae
Product: F-box/LRR-repeat protein 16
Exons: 5
Coding region: 206-1711 (501 amino acids)
Biological process (GO): SCF-dependent proteasomal ubiquitin-dependent protein catabolic process
Cellular component (GO): SCF ubiquitin ligase complex
Molecular function (GO): protein binding
Source: RefSeq, a predicted model, not a curated record